Laetiporus sulphureus 93-53 is the source of this 951-nucleotide messenger RNA. RefSeq lists its product as uncharacterized. The record is from RefSeq and is a predicted model, not a curated record. The transcript is spliced from 3 exons. Lineage: Eukaryota; Fungi; Basidiomycota; Agaricomycetes; Polyporales; Laetiporaceae. Bases 1 to 951 code for a protein of 316 amino acids.
AUGCCGACACCUGCCUCACCCCCCUCAUCCCUUCUCUCUCUGAGGGUAGUGAAUUUUUCUACCUACGACAUUCAAGGAUGGGCGGCAUAUCACAGCGGAUCACUUCGGCAUGAUGCAGUCCCAGCUCAAGGCUUUGGCCUUGAUAGACCACCUUUUGGGGUGAGAGACCACCCCUUUGGAGCACCCAGCUUCAACCUCUCAGGGUUAAGCCUUUAUGAACCACGUCCCUCUGUGGCUGGUUUAGAGCGCUCUAUAAACCGUUGCACAUCUAUUGGAGAGCUCAGAGCUUGUGGCCCUUUAGCUGCAAAAGAGGCAGUGCAUCAACUUGUCGAUCACGUGGUCAACUGCAAGCAUGCCCAUUAUGGGUCCCUUCAGUUUCUUAACUGGACAAAGCAGUGGAACCACCUCAGCACUGACUCAUCUGAGGAGACAUCCAUAAGGGUACCUCGCUUCGAGUACUUUGGUACUCAUCACGUUCGCAUCUGCAAUGUGGUGAUUGAGAUGCUGCAAUCCCACCUACUCCACUUUGAUACAGCUAUCCCUAGCCUAUAUCAAAAGGUGGCCUCACUCGAAGGUGAACUCACUUGGUCACACCUGGAUGCCCUGGUUCAGGACCUCAUCACCAACCAUGUAUUAGUCAAGGCACUCGGACAAGCUGCUGCAGGAACACUUGGAAUCAAUGAGAGAGAGCGUAUGGGCAUCAAUCGGGGUAUUAAUUACUCUGCAAUGCACCUUCUCUCACUUUGGCCAAACUACUGCCUCAAAGCUAUGCAGCUUUGUGACCAAGAAUUCCUUGCAGAAUCUGCCUCAUUCUACCAACGCAUAGCUGAGUUGAGUUUGCCAGAAGUGGCACCCUGGACUCAGGAUCAACCCAUGGACCACCUUGUAUGCUCAAGGGAUGUCUUGUUGGAAUCAGCCCAUUCAGCUUCUGACCUGUAUGGUAUCACAUGA